ACAUCGUCCUGCGAAGGGGACGCAAAACGUGUCACACGAUAUACAUUUUGUGUACAUAGCCUGCGGUACGAUCUAAGGGUCUUUUCCUGAUCGUCCGCUCUGAUGCGCAACUUCCUUCUGGAUACCACGCGUGUAAAUGGACCAUAUCACUUCCUCUCUGAUAAGUGUUUACCACUGAAAGUAAUGGGUUCAGAUUGAGGAAAACAUGAUUUGUAAUCGGCACCAGACGGAGCUGAACUAAACAUAGUCACCUUUUGUUAAAAUUCACUAUUUAUUUCAUAUUUGAAUGAAUAUUCUAAAAGUGUUGAACGCAAAAUCGUAAGUUGAACAUACUUUCUCAUAGUAUUUUAUUCUUUGUAUUAGAACAUCGACUACCUCUACCAUUUAAACCUGAGCUGGGUAAGUAAUGUCUGCAAUGGACAUAGUCAACACUUUUAUAGCGACCAUUAAAGUUUUAAUUAAAUAAAUAUAAUCGUACACGUGAUAAAUUUCACUCACUUGCUCACCCAGUAGCGGAUGUGAAAUCGGCAAGAAUUAUUCCAUCAUACCGCUACAAUGUUUUAAACGGGGCUCAAUUUUAUUUUAUUUUUGAUUACUGUUUAUUAACUUGUUGUUUUUUGUGUGUUUUUUUUUUUUACUGUUUAUCCGAGCCUAUCGAUAAUGCUGGUGUACAGUGGUCAUAAAAAGGGUCUGACCCUGGGCAGCGUUCAUAAAAUAUCAAGUUAUUCUCACUAUUUUCUUCAUCGAACCACCAGCAUCGUCUGGUAACUAAGAGUUGAAAUCAGACGAGCCAGAAGAAACUGCCUGGUUAGAAGAUUUGGCCUCAUUUUUUGUUUUGUUGUUUUUAUAAAAGUAUGUUUUAGGGUUUAUUUAAUUUGCUUUUUCAUUCAUCCUUUACCUAACAGGUCGAAACUUUUUUUUUUUUUCUAAAGAAAACCGGAAAUGUACUUAACCAGUGCGAUGCUUCUUGUUGUCUACUUAACCACAAGUCACCAACAGGGGCUGGACAAUUUUAUGACCUCCGUUGAGCCAUCAGAAACCGGCACGUCAGACUCGGAUACAACUUUAGGGUAAAAAUGUAGCACCUAUCUUUCCUAAUAAAAAAAAAAUUAAUCUAAUAUGAUUUUGAAAUUUAUGUUUUAUAAGUCUAGCUUUGUUAUGAUAUGAUUUAAACAUUCAAAAUUAAAUAAAAAUGAAUUUUUUAAAAAAGGAUUCCUUUUAAAAAUUAAAAUAAUAAUUGCAGAGUGGGAAGUUGAAAAUUGUUCUACCCCUCCCCUCCCCCCGUUCUUUUCAAUUCCCCCCCCCACCCACCCACCCCUUCCCCGCAUACUGGGAAUAAGAGGAAAAAAAAACAACAAAGCGCGCAUUCAACUUUCAGACAGGUUAAAGUUCUUACAUUGAUAUUUCAAAUAUUUAUUUUACUGACUUUGUUUGUCACGAAGCAGGCUUUUCGUCGAUAUGUUUGGUGUUCUAUUCUGUCCGUUGUCAGGUUUCUUAUGUCCCCUUUCUAUACUUGAACAAAUCUCCCCUUUACAAUCGCCUUGACCACACACACACAUAUUUUUUCUUCUAAAAGUCGCUAUAAGCUAACAAGCGAUUACAAAUUCGACAGUAUUGGUAAAAGAAAAAAUAUACAUCCAAGUUGUUUAAAUGUUGUAUUAACAGUUAAAUUUGGUGUGCCAAUAAAAAAAAAAAGAGUUUUUAGCAUUUUGAUUAACCAAUUUAAUGGCGUAUGACAGUAUCAUCGGCAUGUUAAAAUUAGUUGUGCAGUUUUAGAUGCAAGACUUGUCAAAAUCAAGUGUAGCAUGUAAAAUAAAUUGAUGCAAUUGCGUCGGAAAGGAACAUGGCGAAGUUUGUACGACUAGUAAUGCAUUUUUGUUUAUUUAUUACAACAUUUUCGAAAAGCAGAAACACAUAUUUUGGUCGCCAUGGAAGGGAGGUGGAAAAAAAAAUCUUGGCCCACUCCAGUAGAAAAUGACCCUUGCUUAGCCCCUGAAUUUAUAUGCUUUAAUAUUUUAUUUUUCAAUAAUAUUAAACAAUUCGAUGCAAAGGUGAAAAGUUCUAAAGCACUACAUGUUCACAUCACUUGUUUGCAGUGUUUCACCAACGGAGCUACUCACACCCGAUUACAGCACUUUCGAUAACCCUGUAACACCGUCAUCGAUGUUUGCGUAUACAGAUACAGAUAACACCGCGACGAACGAUUACAGCCAUGGCGAUACCACGGCUAUUACGUCAUCGAGUGAUACCUUUACAGAAACCACAAGUACAGACCUUUUUACAACAGCAGACAGUGACAGUGACAGUACAGCUUUUUUGGUUGAGACAACCUCCGCCCUGAUCGACACAACCACUGCCCCGAUGGACACAACCUCCGCCCCGAUCGACACAACCACUGCCCCGAUGGACACAACCACCGCCCCGAGCGACACAACCAUCGCCCCGAUCGACACACACUUUACGCCUGCUAAAACACAAAGUCCCGCAAAGCCUAUAUUUACUACUAUCGUUCCCCACGUCAAUACUACAUCUACAACAGAACUGUUUAACACCACUAAUAUCACAACUGCGGGUGUUAGAAGUGAAGAUGACAGCAAUGCACACGUCAUUGUCGGAGCUGUGGUCGGCGGCGUAGCCGGAGCAGGUGCGGCCAUGGCGAUUGCGAUACUGGCGUUGCGAUACCGUCGACGCCGCGACCUCAACUCAAACGAUGAGUUCACUCCUGGCCUUAAAGAUGGCCCCGCACCAUCUUCUCAAAGACGGCCAAACACGUACAUCCUUUCGAUGUCGUCCAACGUGAGAAGUGAGACAGCGGCGUCGGCAGUGUACGCGAACGCGGCGGAGGCAAACGAGCUUAACACGCUCAGAGUGACCGAUGCGAAUGUCGAGGCGUGUCCAGACAACGACGCGAUUUACAAUAACACUAAACCCGCGUCUUCUAACGAGAACGAUGAUGUGUACAACAACACGCCUGGGCCUUCAGAGAAGAGAAGUUAUGAUUCAUCAAAAUAUGCUGGAGGGCCAGCGAGGUUAGAUAAUGAUGAAAUGUACAAUAAUACCGGCCGGGUCCUUGGCACGAAAGAAAACGAUGUAUUGAAUUACGCUGGUGGGAGUUUGAAUUCAGAAAACUGUGAUAUUUACAGUGGUGUGGCUUUCGAGGUGGACGAUGACGGGGUAUAUGAAAGGACUGACGGUCCUUUAGGCGAAGGAAGUGGUGUGUUAAUAACACUCGAUUCUCGAGGUUUGAAAGCGGAGAACGAUGCUGCACACGUAACUACCGGCACACAUUCAAACGUAGGUAAAGGAGGGUAUUCGGAGGCGCAAAAUGAAGGACUGUAUGAAAAGCCUGAUGGACCGAGAAGCGUAGAAUCUGAGGAUUUAUACGAAUCUUACGACGGAGCUCCCAUCACAGAGGAGGAUUUUAAUUUUAGUAGCGACGAAGUAAAACCGCACCAAGAUUCGCACAACGCACGCGAUACAGCACGGCUCAGCACGGACAGUUUGUACAUCAAUGCCCCGAAAGAACUUCCUCCCAUCUCUCUACGUGAUCGUGCCACUUCUCUUAUAACUGGCAAGAGUCCCGGACCCGCCUCGCCUCACAGCGGCUACUACAAAACCCCGAGAGAAGUGUGCGUCAUGAUGGGUGAGGUCCAGACCGAAGCGGACGACGCCGAUCUGGAGGACCACGAGUACGUGAACAUAAAAUCGGUUAAAACGUUGAGGGACGACAAAACAACGGUGGCUGAGGAUGACGUCCUCGCUUCAGCGGAUGGUAAUUACGAGUCGGCGAAUGAUGCUGGUCUGGGCGCUAUUUACAACAACACGGCGCCAACAAAGAGAUAACGCUUUGCAUGAGACAGCGAACGUACGUAACGCGCGGAGAUUCCGUUCGAAAGAAUUACCCCUCUCUCUCUCUCUCUAUCUCUCUCUCUCUAUCACAGCGAUGUGCCAGUUCGUCAUUGCGGUAAUGACAACCUGAUAGACUGACAAGUUACAAGACACGCGGGCAUGAAGUCAAGACGUCAGAAUUGCACGCUUGAAGAAACUUGGCGACACAUGUGUAUGGUGAAAAGAUUAGUGUAUAACGGCGCCUUCUCAGAAUUCAACUUCAUUAACUCAAAUCUUUCUCUUGUCUUAAAAAGAGUUAUUAAGGAAGUGUUUAAAUUAAAAUAGUAUAAUGUUUAUAUCAGAAAGAAUCAUCCUGUUAAACAAUCAAUUUUCCAAAUAAAAAAAAUUGGAAUUCAUGAACGUGAUUAAGCAUGUUCUAGUGUUUAAGGUAAACGCAUUUUCCAUUCGGUGUUGCAAUGUGUCAAUGAUUGAAAUAUGACUCGAGAGAUGCUCGUGUUAUGAGAGUAUCGACAUUUGUAAUACUAAAAAAAUAAUACCAAUUCUCAGUCUACACUUAUUAGAAAAGAAACAAGAGGAAGUAUAGCUGUCUUAUACAAAUACACGUUAUUUCCCUUCGAAUUACACCUGUCACAUAAAAAUAAACGUUAUUUCACGUCGAAUUACAUCUGUCACAUAAAAAUACACGUUUUAUUACAUUGAAUUACAUCUGUCACAUACAAAUAAACAUUCUUUUAUAUCAAAUUUUAGCUGUCACAUACAAUAAUACGUUCCUGCACGUAGAAUUACAACUGUCAAAUACAAAUACAGAUUAUUUUCAUAUCGAAUCGUAGCUGUCAAAUUCAAAUACACGUUCUUUGAUAUCAAAUUACAAAUUUAGCAGUUAUAUAACAAAUGACGCGCUUGUAUACUAUCAGCACCCUCAUACACUGACUAUUAUGUAACAGAAUGUGCUGACUUUGAGCCUUGGUAAAAGUGGCCCUAAGUUUCCGCGCCAGCACUGUCUGCGUAGCGAAAUAAGGUCUUUCAAUGCGUCUUACUUAAUCUAAUGGGUUCGCAUGGCUAGGUCGAAUGUGGAGAAGCA
This is a messenger RNA of Lymnaea stagnalis (great pond snail), 4930 nucleotides long. The record is from the annotation of a GenBank genome assembly. Lineage: Eukaryota; Metazoa; Mollusca; Gastropoda; Lymnaeidae.